CAAUCUCACUCUCUCUCUCUCUCUCUAAGACUUGAAACUCUAUCAAGAAUCUCAAGCCACCAUUUUUUUCUUCAUCCUCAUAAAGAGAAAGAGAAAGAUCCUCUUGUUUUGCAAGAACCCAAUUUGAGUUCCAAGUCCUGAUUUGCUUUGAUCUUUCUCUUUCCUUGAUUUCGUUUGUUAGUCAAACAGAAGAUAUAUAGUUCUCUCUAUAUUUUAUAUAUGCAUAUAUAGUUUGCUUUCCGAUUCUAGGGUUUUCAUAUUUCUCCUAAAUUUUCAUGGUCAAAGGAGAAAAUCAAAGAACCAAUCGAACGAAGAAGAGAAAGAAAACUUCAAUAUCAAAAUCUCUCUCUCUCACUCUCUCACUUAUAUUAUAAGAUCUCGAGUUGAGUCAUCAUCGUCAAUGUCUUUGAAAAGCAGCCGCAACAAUUCACAGAUUCAAGAACAAGAGAAAGGUUUAAAUUUCAUCAAGACGACUCACUAAGAGAGAGUCUAAGUCCCAUCUAAAGAUUCAGUCCAAGAACCGUCUCAUAAAUCAGAUAAUUCGUCAUGGAUCUAUCCCUAGCGCCGACAGCAACAACAAGUUCGGACCAAGAACAAGACAGAGACCAAGAAUUAACCUCCAACAUCGGAGCAAGCAGCAGCUCCGGCACCGGAAACAACCUUCCGAUGAUGAUGCUUCCGCCGCCGGAGAAAGAACACAUGUUCGACAAAGUGGUAACACCAAGCGACGUCGGAAAACUCAACAGACUGGUGAUCCCUAAACAACACGCGGAGAGGUAUUUCCCACUAGACUCAUCUAACAACCAAAACGGCACGCUGUUGAAUUUCCAAGACAGAAACGGCAAGAUGUGGAGAUUCCGUUACUCGUAUUGGAACUCUAGCCAGAGCUACGUGAUGACCAAAGGAUGGAGCCGUUUCGUCAAAGAGAAGAAGCUCGACGCGGGAGACAUCGUCUCUUUCCAACGAGGCAUCGGUGAUGAGUCCGAGAGAUCGAAGCUUUACAUAGAUUGGAGGCACAGACCAGACAUGAGCCUCGUCCAGGCACAUCAGUUUGGUAAUUUCGGUUUCAAUUUCAAUUUCCCGACCACUUCUCAAUAUUCCAACAGAUUUCUUCCAUUGCCGGAGUAUAACGCCGUCCCGAUUCACCGGAGCUUGAACAUAGGAAACCACCAACGUUCUUAUUACAAUAACAACAACCAGCGUCAAGAGUUUGUAGGGUAUGGUACUUAUGGGAAUUUAGCUGGAAGGUGUUACUACACGGGAUCACCGUUGGAUCAGAGGAACAUCGUUGGAUCAGAGCCGUUGGUUAUAGAGUCAGUCCCUGUGGUUCCCGGGAGAUUAACGCCAGUGAUGUUACCUCCGCCUCCUUCUACAGCGGGAAAGAGACUAAGGCUCUUUGGGGUGAAUAUGGAAUGUGGUAAUGACUAUAGCCAACAAGAAGAGUCUUGGGUGGUGCCACGUGGGGAAAUUGGUGCAUCUUCUUCUUCUUCUUCAGCUCUACGACUAAAUUUAUCUACUGACCAUGAUGAUGAUGGUGAUGGUGGUGAUGAUGAUCAAUUUGCUAAGAAAGGGAAGUCUUCAUUUUCUCUCAAUUUCAAUCCAUGAGAAGUUUCAUCUUUUUUUUUCUUAAAUUCUCUUUUUUUGAAUCUCUCUCUUUAUAUAUUAUUUCAUUAGUCAAUCUUCUUCGUUAGAUUCUAGCUAGUAAGAGGAAGAAAAACGAUCUUCUUCGUUUGUUUAAUUUUUUUUGGUUAUGAGUUUUGUUUUUUCGAUCGACAUGUUUCUUGAUGUUCAUCACUAGGCUUUUGUCACCAUGUUGAACUCGUCUUUGUAUAUAAACUUAUAUAUGAAUAUGACUUACAUAAAAUAACAUGUUCACAUGUCUCAACUUUUUUUAGCUAAUUUAAUUAUAUCCAUAAUAUUCGUUGUAAUUCAUUGUUUACUCAUAUCAUAUUCAUAAAUUCUACAUUAAUCUUAACACUUGCACACUAGGUGAAACUGCCUCUACCCUAGACUUCUAGCUUAUAUAGCCAUCAAUAAAACAGUGUUCAUCUUGCUUUCUUUAUUUUUUUCAAUUUUAAAUAGAAUUUGAGAUUUAUAAUUUGAUUGAGUGGGAAAAAAGCUUAUAAAUUUCAUGAAUUGUACUCUCUACACUGACAAAGUGUUUCAUGGUACAUUCUAAGCUAAUGGGCAGGUCCAAAAAAAGCCUCUCUUUUUCUCUCUCUAAUGGUCCUAUAUUGUUUGUUUGGUUACUCUUGUAAUUUUGCUCGGUUAAAGAGAUUUUUGCAGGUUAUGGGCAGAGCAAAUAAAGAGAAGCUAGCUAUGGAAGAAGGACUGAUAUCCAUCCAUAUAGUAAUUCAAUUUAUAAAUAUUAAAAAGAACAAAAGGUAUGAUAUGUUUUCACAUUGUUUGACUUUUUAUGAUCACAGGUUCAUUUAAUUUCUCAUUUUACUAAUUCUCUAUUCUUGUUUUGUUUUUAACCUUUGGUCAAUAUCUUUGUUUGGUUUGGAUUGUGAAUUGAAGUGAUUUUUACCAAAUUAGGCAUCUCAAUAUAGAUCUCCUCAACCCCAUGAGUUCUUUUAGAAUGUAGAUUCUAAAUCAUUUGUCAAUUACUACUAUAUAUAUACGUAUGCCUCUGAAUCACUACAUAUAUACCCACCCCAUAUACACACAUGCAGUUUAGACAUGUACAUGUAUAAUUAAAUAGAUGUGUUAUAAUAAUUUACGUGGAACUUUGGAAUGCAGUCCUUAGGGAAUAUCAUUUUCAGGUAAAUAAGAAGAGAGGAUCCUGGAAGAAUUACUAUAUAUUCUAUAGCCCAUGUAUAUAUAGAGUAUCGUGUCGAGUUAUAAAUUCUUGCAUGCAAGAUCAAAAUGGAGAAAGUCAUUGGCAGAAUGGCAGAUUUGAUUUCUCUACUAUUGUAUAGACAUACUCCACACCUUUAGCUAUUUUAUCCAAAUCAUUUGUGGGUUUUAAU
Camelina sativa (false flax) is the source of this 2972-nucleotide messenger RNA. Lineage: Eukaryota; Viridiplantae; Streptophyta; Magnoliopsida; Brassicales; Brassicaceae. The record is from RefSeq and is a predicted model, not a curated record.